AUGGAUUUGACGGGCGGAAGUCUCGAUGCGGACCAUUUGUGUAUUCUAGUUCAUGGGCUGUGGGGCAACCCAAACCAUAUGAGACAGGUCGCGAGAGCGUUGCGAGCCGCACAUUCCGACGAUAGAUUGUAUCUACUUGUCGCCAAGCGUAAUAGUGGCAGUUUUACUUAUGAUGGCAUUGAAAAAGGCGGCGAGCGAGUCUGUUUGGAGAUUCAAGAAGAGUUACUGGCAAUAAAGAACCGUGGUGGCAAAGUCACCAAGCUGAGUAUCGUGGGAUACUCUCUGGGUGGUCUUGUUGCCCGAUACGCUGUCGGACUCCUUUACUCGAAGGGCGUUUUCAACGAAGUCGAACCUAUGAACUUCACGACGUUUGCAUCACCCCACCUCGGGGUACGGACUCCCUUACGUGGAUGGCACAACCAUCUCUGGAACGUCCUUGGGGCGCGGACGCUGUCCUUGUCUGGCAAACAGCUCUUCACGGCCGACAAAUUCCGGGACACCCAGAAGCCUCUCCUUGAAGUUCUCGCUACUCCUGGGACUAUAUUCAUGUCCGGACUCGCAUUGUUCAAGCGCAGAACAUUAUACUGCAAUGUGGUCAAUGACAGAACUGCACCAUAUUUCACCACCGGCAUAACCAAGACUGAUCCUUGGGUGGACAUCAGUAGAAUCAAGGCCAAUUACGUGGAAGGCUACGAAGACAUCAUUCUAAAUCCUCUCAACCCAAUAUCUCCUAGGGCACCAAAACAGCGACCGGUAACAUUGUCUUCAGUGACUACAGACACUUUCAAACUUAUUAAGAAAAUCCCGUUUCUCCUUUUCCUUGGCGUUUUCAUCCCUAUUGGCAUUGUCGUAUUCCUGCUCAAUGCUGGAUUCCAGACUGUCCGGAGUUCGAGGCGCAUUCGGUUGCAUGAGCUUGGGCUAUUGGGCGUCGAGCCCCACGAACAGCUUGUCAAUAUUAUGGUCAAAGACGUGCGAAACCGGAUCGAGGAGACCUUUGAAGAGAUGAAUAACUCGCAGCAACCAGAGUAUUUGGGGUCUUCAGAGGACGAAGGCGAAGAUGCAAUGAAUGAGAUAGAAAGAGAGACUUUGAAUCUGGAACGGAAGCAGUCGCACCCACAGUUUCCGACUCUAGCUCUCACACCUGGUCAGUUCGACAUGAUUCGAAACCUGGACAAUCUGGGAUGGAGAAAAUACCCUGUGUGGAUUCACAAUCAUCUUCACACACACGCUGCGAUCAUUAGGCGCAUAGACAAGCCGAGUUUCGCCGAGGGCCAUGUUGUCAUGCAGCACUGGCUGAACGAGGAGUUUGUGAUCUGA
Pseudomassariella vexata is the source of this 1317-nucleotide messenger RNA. Its product is annotated as putative serine esterase-domain-containing protein. Lineage: Eukaryota; Fungi; Ascomycota; Sordariomycetes; Amphisphaeriales; Pseudomassariaceae. Gene Ontology annotation, molecular function: monoacylglycerol lipase activity. The transcript is spliced from 3 exons. Bases 1 to 1317 code for a protein of 438 amino acids. The record is from RefSeq and is a predicted model, not a curated record.